Tupaia belangeri chinensis (Chinese tree shrew) is the source of this 948-nucleotide messenger RNA. RefSeq names its product olfactory receptor 13A1. Gene Ontology annotation, biological process: G protein-coupled receptor signaling pathway. Lineage: Eukaryota; Metazoa; Chordata; Mammalia; Scandentia; Tupaiidae. The transcript has a single exon. The record is from RefSeq and is a predicted model, not a curated record. Gene Ontology annotation, molecular function: olfactory receptor activity; G protein-coupled receptor activity. Gene Ontology annotation, cellular component: membrane. Bases 16 to 948 code for a protein of 310 amino acids.
GACAUUACAGGCUCAAUGAUGAGUCCUAACCAGACACUAGUGACUGAAUUUGUGCUACAAGGAUUCUCAGAGUACCCUGGGCUGCGAGUUUUCCUGCUUGGCUGCUUCCUCUCCCUCUAUACUAUGUCACUCAUGGGCAAUGCUGUGAUCAUCACUGUGGUCAGCUGCAGUGCUGGCCUACACAGCCCCAUGUACUUUUUCUUGUGUAACCUGGCCACUAUGGACAUUGUUUGUAUCUCCUCUGUGCUACCCAAGGGGAUGGUUGGCUUGAACUCUAAAGAAAACACCAUCUCUUUCCAGGGGUGUAUGCUCCAGAUCUUCUUUCUUGUCUGGUCCGGAUCUUCUGAACUGCUACUGCUCACGGUCAUGGCCUAUGACCGCUACUUGGCCAUCUGUUCCCCCCUGCACUAUAGCUCCAGGAUGAGCCCUCGCCUGUGUGGGACAAUGGCCAUGGGUGUAUGGGGCAUCUGUGCCCUGAAUGCCUCUAUCAACACUGGUCUGAUAAUGAGACUGUCGUUCUGUGGCCCCAAUGUCAUCAAUCACUUUUUCUGUGAGAUCCCCCCACUUCUGCUACUCUCCUGUAGCCCUACGCAUGUGAACAGCAUCAUGACUGUCUUGUCAGACACUUUCUAUGGUGGCAUAAACUUCCUACUAACACUUAUGUCCUAUGGUUGCAUCAUCUCCAGUAUCAUGCACAUCCAUUCAGCCAAGGGGAAGUGGAAGGCCUUCUCCACCUGCUCCUCCCACCUCAUUGUGGCCUCUAUGUUCUACUCAUCUGUGUUCUGUGCCUACAUCAGCCCAGCCUCUAGCUACAGUCCAGAGAGAAGCAAAGUGUUUGGAGUGCUCUACACAGUGCUCAGCCCUACCUUGAACCCCCUCAUCUAUACUCUGAGGAACAAGGAGGUCAAGCAUGCACUGUGGAGACUCUUCUCCUUUUACAGAGGUUAG